This is a messenger RNA of Porites evermanni, 4959 nucleotides long. NCBI's taxonomy places the organism in Eukaryota, Metazoa, Cnidaria, Anthozoa, Scleractinia, Poritidae. The record is from the annotation of a GenBank genome assembly.
GUACUGGUAAAAAAUCAUUUCGCUGGUUUAAAUUUUAUUGACAUUGCUGUGAGGAAGGGAAUCAUGAAAAUGGUAGCAUUAGGUGGAAUUAUGGGAUUUGAAGGAGCUGGAACAGUGGAAAAACUUGGAGCUGAAGUCCAAGACCUCUCUCUCGGAGACAGAGUUGCUUUUGCUUUUGUUGGCUCAAGUGAGUUGUUUUUGUUAUAAUAAUAUUACUUUUAGACACGCAUUGCUAAAACGAGGGUAAGGGUAACACCAAGGGUAAGGGUGCGGGUGAGGGUCUGUUAAGAAGGCUUAUUGUCAUUAAUUCCCUGUCAUUAAGCAUCAUCUGGCAUAUUAUUGGAAAACGAUGCUCUUUAAAAUGAAAGGCUGGUCCAGAGCUGAUCUAAUUUUAAGGUUUGGCUAGCUUUCGCGUUUCUGUUGCAGUUAAGUAUUUCCAACAACGUGACUGCAAAUUAAUUUUUUGCUCUUGAAAGGCUUGAAUAAAGGCACGGAUUAAUAGUCUUCGAUCGUUAUCUGUGCACUAAGGCACUGUUUAUAUGGGGAUGUGGGACCCUGGGUUGGCGAGGUGAUCCACAAAAGGGUUAAAAUGCAAACCACCUUUUCAUGCAAUCGUAGCUAACAUCCACAAUCCCUCAUGUUACAAAAAAUAUGCUGACAAUCUUUCAGAUAGGUUACAUUUGGAGACGAGCAAACUGUACAUCUAACACUUUCCCUUAAAAAAGGCAAUUGUAUGGUCUUCAAACCGCGCCAAGUCCAAGACGUACGAAUUGUAAAAUUCAAAGAAAUACAAAGUAUAAAGAAGACAAUUUUGUGGGGGGAGAAAUUUUGGAUGAAAAUCUAAAUUGCAAUUCCCACAACAAUUCUCACCCCCACCCUUACCCUCACCCUUACCCUUACCCUUGGUGUUACCCUUACCCUCGUUUUAGCAACGCCGUUUAGACAUGGCAUGAACUGGAUUGCUUUUUAGGGAAAAUCACAUCCAGCUGUUAUGAAUUCCCCCUCCCAGGAAACACAUAUCCUUUGUGAUAUGUGUUCCCCUUAACCCGGGAACACACAUCACUAGUGAUAUAUGUUCCCCUUCCCAGCAAACACAUAUCACUAUACAUGAGCGAUAUGUGUUCCCCUACCCGGGAAACACAUUUCACUAAUGAUAUAUGUUCCCGUUCCCAGGAAACACAUAUCACUAGUGAUAUAUGUUCCCCUGCCGCAGAACACAUAUCACUAGUGUUAUAUGUUCUCCUUGCCAGCAAACAUAUAUCCCUAGUGAUAUAUGUUCCUUCUACCAAGGAAACGCAUGUCGCUAGUAAUAUGUGUUCCCCUACCCAGGAAACACAUAUCACUAAUGAUAUCUAUUCCUCUACAUAGGAAACAUGUAUCACUGGUGAUAUAUGUUCACCUUACUAGGAAAAACCCUAACCCUAACCCUAACCCUACCCAGGGCCAGGAAACACAUAUAUCCCUAGUGAUAUGUGUUCCCCUACGGAGGAACACAAAUCACUAGUGGUGUAUGUUCCCCUUCCCAGGAAACACAUAUCACUAGUUAUAUAUGUUCCCCUUUCCAGGAAACACAUAUCUCUAGUGACAUGUGUUCCCCUACCCGGGAAACACAAAUCUUUACUGAUAUGUGUUCCCCGUCCCUGGGAAACACAUAUCACUAGUGAUAUGUGUUCCCCAACUCGGGAAACACAUAUCCCUAGUGAUAUGUGUAAACCUACCCAUAUAGACAUAACAGUCAUAUGAAUGACCUCUUUGAAUUGUACGUUAAUGUUUUGUUUUCCUAAUUAGAGGUCCUAGCGGAACCUGACCCUUUGUCUUUUCAUAAAUUAUGGGUAGAUGCACUUUAAUAAGACAAAGUUUGAAAGAAACACUCUUCUCAAUCUGGAGUAUUAUCGCAUGACCUGUAUUGGGUAAAGAAAACAUACAAGCUGAAGUAGUCUAUUAUAAGCUAUAGUUCACUGCAUCCAGUAAGCACUUAAAUUUGCGGUGUUUUACAUUACAGAUGCUUAUGCUCAGUACAGUAAAGUGGCCACCAAAUAUGCUGUCAAAGUUCCUGAUUCUCUGUCCAUGGAGCAAGCUGCCAGCACACUGUGGCAAGGAUUUACCGCACAUGCAUUUGCUUGUUCAUCUUAUCCAAUCAAAGCUGGGGACAAAAUUCUAGUUCAUGCAGCUGCUGGUGGAGUGGGGAGUCUGAUUGUUCAGAUUGCAAAGAAUGCAGGUAACUAAAUAAAUUACUAAGGAUAUAACCCUCCGGGGAAUACUUUAGGAAUGUUUCGGUAGGGUUUCGCCGCUAGGACCCCAGAACCCUUUGCAACUUGUACCAGUCCUUUUUCGGCUGAAUUUUGCUACCGUAUAUAUACUAGACUAAACUCCCAAAAUCUCUCCCUAUCCUAGUGUCACCUCAUUACUCUACAUAGUUAGAAGGAAUGCUGGCAAAGUUGGAACUUACUAUAUAUUGGAGACAAUGUAUUGUUGAGGCGUUAUUAAUCCAGAAUGGUGAACCAGGAAACAGUUACGUUUUUGUACCUUCUAGAAAUAGUGAUAGCAUAGUUUGAAAGCUUGUUGCUGGAAUGUAGUCAAUAUCCUUGAAUUAAUAUUUUUCAGGAGCCUUUGUGAUUGGAACCACCAGUACAGAGGCCAAAGCAGCAAAGGCAAAGGAUUCUGGGGCUGAUGAGGUCAUCCUUUACUCACAGAAAGAUUUUGUUGAAGAGGUCAACAGGAUAACUGAUGGAAAAGGGGUGAAUGCAAUCUAUGAUGGUGUCGGAAAAACAACAUUUCUUAAGAGUAAGUUAAAAUUGUCUUGAUUUUCUCAAGUGUAAUUCCGCGCCCCAAACAUGGAAGGGAAUCGGGAAUCCGGAUUCCGGAUUCCAGAAUCCACGUUCCAGCGACAAGGAAUCUGGAAUCCACACUGUGGAAUCAGAAUCCAAGAAUGACUUGGAUUACCUUACAAUCAAUUCAUUUGAGUAGUCAAUCAAGUCACCAAUCACAUUAUAAAUGUAAGUUGAACAAUAUUAUUGUUCCAUAAAUUCGUACGGCCUUGAGAAAAAAUAAUCUCACUGAGUGAUCCAGAUUUCCAAGAUUUGCCUAUUUAUGUUCCAAUUAGCAGUAGUUGAUUAUGACCAGAACACAAUCACUUUUGCAAUUGAAGCUACAUUCAAAUCAGAAACAGUUACGCGGCAGUCCGAUCUUUACAACAACCAGGUAAGAUUCAUCAAAUGAUCCAACCAUUUAUGAAGCAAUAAGGCAAAGGCCUGGCAACACUAAAAGUAAAAAUGAAAAAAAUUGUUUGCCUGUACUAAAAAUGCCCAAAAAAAUUUCCGAAAAGAGAAAAUUCACGAGAUCUUAUCCGCGCAUGCGGUCCUCCGAAGAAGUCGCCAAAGUACGAAAAAGCCAGCUACAAGCGGAGCUUCCUGGGUGCAUACAGGUCGAAGCAGCUUGAAAGCUGACAUUCUGUCCGCGACCGAGUCGCAUUUGACAUUGACUGAUGACCGAUUGACUUUUCUAUUGUAUUUUUUGGCGUUUUAAAAAAAAUGGUUAAGCCCGAGGCAGAACCAAGGCGCUUUUUAAAAAUGGCAAGCUUUGCAAGUGCUAAAAAAACAUAGAAGAAACUAUUUAACGCAAUUAAACGUGUGAAUGACAAAAUUUUUCAAAAUACGCUUUGAAAAAGGAGAAAAACCAGACUUUUCGAGGGUGCUCCCUCUUCUUUAGUGGUCUUAUAGCAAUGCUUCCAUCUGGUCUUCGUGGCUCAGUCGUUAGAGCAACGGAAGUCGUGGGUCCGAUCCCCACCGAGGUCAAAUAAUUUUUUUCUGCCCCUUGCGUGGUUCCCCGAUUCUCGUUUUUAGAGCCAACGCACAAGUUAGCGCUACAAGUUAACUUUUCAGCGUUAAAAUUCUCUGUUCCAUCCUUUUGCACUCCCUUUAAAGCGGAGCUCUCACGCGCGAAACGCUCCCAGUAGAGCACCAUGGGUACGAGAAAAAGGUAACCUAUGCUGGAUGGGAGAAAAGUUGGUAAUCACGUGACCGUUCGUACGUUGGUUCGUACUUCUGUCGGCCCCUACAUGAUAGCCGAUGUCAAAUGUCUCAUGUAUCACUUGCACUUUACUGUCAGUUAUGCCAUCCAUAUGAGGAUGGUUUGACAAACAGACACAAGUGGUGAAAACGAGUGGCAGCGAAAAUAAAAAGCUAACGGGAACACAUACGACAGUUCCUCCAUAAAACGUGUAACUAGGAAGUUUCACGUUAAAGUCGUGCAAAACAACGGCAAAGGAACGUCGAAAAAAAGAGUACGGCAGGUGCAAAGUUGUUCUUUGCUAAUUAGACCUAUUGAUUUUUUUGCCGUUCUCGUCGCUGUCGUCGUUACACAUUACACGAUUUUAUUUUAUUGUUUGAGUAAACUAUAAGUAUGUUAACGAGAGCUUCGUUUUUAGCCCUGGCUAAAUCUAUAUAUUAAGGUCUAUCAAUGAAUCCCACGGCUGUGGCCUUCGCAUUUCUUUUAAUUCAGAUAGACGAGUACGUGGGCAGGCUGCAACGCAGACUAGAUCAUCUCGCGCUACAAGUUACGCUUUAGCGUUAAUUCUCUAUUUCAUCCUUUAAUAGUUGGGGUCUUUAUUAGGUCUAUCACUGAAUCUGUCGCCCUUGCAUUUCGUUUUAUUCAGACUUUGAUUGCUUGGCGCGAAGAGGAACAGUGGUUGUUUACGGUGGAGCUUCGGGCCCUCCCGAUCCACUAAACGUCGGCACGUUAGCCAAGGGCUCCUCUUACGUGACCUUUGGGCACUUUCUCCACUUUGUAGAGGACCCCGCAGAAUACAAACAGAGAGCUAACGAGCUAUUUUCUUGGUUGGCCGAAGGAAAGCUUAAGUUUAGCGGAGGAAUCACGGUUGUCCCUCUGGCUGACGCGAAGAAGGCUCAUGAUAUGUUGGAGGGAAGGCACACUACAGGAAAAGUACUUCUCCAGCCGUAA